Molecule: messenger RNA, 2152 nt
Organism: Penaeus indicus
Lineage: Eukaryota; Metazoa; Arthropoda; Malacostraca; Decapoda; Penaeidae
Product: probable methylthioribulose-1-phosphate dehydratase
Exons: 8
Coding region: 84-1010 (308 amino acids)
Cellular component (GO): cytoplasm
Molecular function (GO): metal ion binding; methylthioribulose 1-phosphate dehydratase activity
Source: RefSeq, a predicted model, not a curated record
CGCUAAACAGCUUCAGUUCGGAAUCAGGAAGGAGGCUCUCGACUUUUUCUCCGAUUUUAGCACCAGUAGAAGAGAAGAAAAAGAUGUCUGAAGAUGAUAACUCAGAGGUGCCCUUCAAGGAAGAAGAGGAAGAGGAGGAGGAAGAGGUCCUUCCCAAGAAGAAACGCGGCCGGCCGAAGCGUUCCUUAGUGAGCGCCGAGGAGACGGGCUCCGAGGUGGCGGAGAUGGCCGAGGCAGAUGGCAAGCCCCCCACCAGGAAACGCGGUAGGAAGAAGAAAACCCUCUACUUUGAUAAUGAUUCAGGAAGUGACGAUGAAGUGAUCCAUCAGAUUGGCACAAAGAUAAAGAAGAAACGCGGGCGGCAAAAGGGACAUACUCUGAACAGUGGUCUGAAUGACCUUCAUGUUGCUGCAGUGCAAAAGAAUGUGGAGAAAAUUUUUGUGGCUCCCUCCGGUGUUCAGAAGGAACGUUUAAAGCCAGAGGAUUUGUUUGUCCUCAAUGCAGCGGGUGAGGAAGUGGAAGUUCCAGCAGAUAAGCAGCUAAGGAAGAGCCAGUGCACCCCACUUUUUAUGCUGGCUUACCGAAUGCGAGGAGCUGGGGCUGUCAUACACAGUCAUUCAAAGGCAGCAGUGAUGGCGACACUAGCCUAUGCUGGGUCAGAGUUCAAGGUCACCCAUUUGGAAAUGAUUAAAGGUAUUAAGUGUGCCUCAGAAGACAGGCAGAUGAGGUAUGAUGAGGAGGUGGUCGUGCCCAUUAUCGACAACACACCUUUUGAAGCAGAUUUGGCAGAUAGUAUGGCACAGGCAUUGGAGCUUUACCCUGAUACAAAUGCUGUGUUGGUUAGACGACAUGGUGUUUAUGUGUGGGGUGAUACAUGGGAAAAGGCCAAGACCAUGGCUGAAUGCUAUGAUUAUUUGUUUGAUAUAGCAGUUCAGAUGACCAAGUUUGGACUCGACCCUUCAAAGCCAGCCGAAGAUGAAGCCAAAACAGAACAAGUGAAUGGGAAAUGAAUACAAGUAGAAAAGGAAGUUCUUUUAGCACAAGGCAAAAGGGGAAAAGAAUAAUAAGGCCAGUGGAAUUAUUCACACUGGUUUUUUUUUGGCCACAUUGCCUCGUCUGCUCAAGAAAGGAGUUUUAUUUCUAAAUCUUAAAAUAGAAAAGACUUUUUGAACAUGAAAACUUCCCCCACUUGAUAAUGAUUUUAGAUGCCAUAUUUUCUUCAUAUGGGAAUAACCUUGUUGUAUCUUUUUAUCAUCAGAUUUGCUUACUCACUAUGGCCAUUCCCUGCAAAAAAAAUGCAAUAAAAAUCCAAAUAAGGAAAAAAAUGAAUUCUUGUGGUUUCUUUUUUAUAAACUUAGUAAAAAUGAAAUUACUGAAACCAUAUUGCUCAAGUUUUGCAGAUGUAAAUAUUACAAAACAAUUGGUUAACUGGACAAGCCAUCACCUUUUUCUUCAGUGCCUAAGCACCUUUUACAUUUUCCUUUGUCCUUCUUUCUUUAUUUAGAUUCUUUUAAGAGCUUGCAAAUAGAUUUUAAAACAUUUAUCUAUUUAUUUAUAUUUUUAAUGAAAAACAAAAGUCUAUAAGACUUGCAAGAGUAUUUCUUACUUUAAGUUGACCUUUACAUAAUGGUGUAUUGUUGUUAAUCAUAUAUUCCUUAAAGAGUGAUAAGGUGUAAAGUCAUUAUCAUCACCAUGAAGAAAAUUAGGAUUAAGAAGCAGUGGAAAAAGAGAAUGGAGGAAGCUGUCCACCAUCAAAAGAGUACAAACAAAUGAAAACAUACCUGUAUUUCUUUUUUUUCUAUUCCUAUUCUAGCAUGUAAUUGUGAGUUAGUUCAAACAUUUAGCAUGUAGGAAAUCAAAUCAGAAUACACUUUUAAACAAAUGAGGGUGAAGUUUGCUGUAACUUUUUAUAUGAUGCAAAUUUCUUUGUUGAAGACUGAAGGUAUUUGCCAAGAUGAAAUGUAACACUUCAGUUAAAUGCAAUAACUGAAUUUAAAUGUAAAAAAUGCAGCUACUGUAAUAAAUCUGUAUGACUCUGUUAAGUUAAAAAUCCUCUCUUGAAUACAGAACGAGCUUACCCUUUACAGAACACACAAUAUUGAUACUAUUUUUAUUUGGUAAAUUAUCAUGAAAUAAAUUUUUGUUCUCUGAA